Messenger RNA from Capsicum annuum, 2765 nucleotides. RefSeq lists its product as uncharacterized. Lineage: Eukaryota; Viridiplantae; Streptophyta; Magnoliopsida; Solanales; Solanaceae. The record is from RefSeq and is a predicted model, not a curated record. The transcript has 3 exons. Bases 274 to 2322 code for a protein of 682 amino acids.
AACAUAGAGUUCCCCCAUUAAUGUCUUUUACUAUUAUAUGUUUUUUUGGCCAUGGAUGUUGAAAAACAACACACAAAAAUUGCAGAGAAUCUCCAUUCAACACUCAAGAAAAAACUGUGUACUGAUGUACAUACAAUACAACAAGUAGCAGUAGAUGUAGCAGUUACUACAGUGAGUUUAACUCAAUGAUAGAUAAUGGGUUGUUGAGAGGAAAAAAAAUAAAGAAAUAAUAUUCUAGUAGUAGCUAGUGUGUGUACAUAGAGAGAGAGAGAGAUGAAAAGGGGUGCAAAAAGUGGACAAGGGACAGCAGAAAAGCAAGAAAAUUUAGUGGAAAAGUUGAAGAAAAUAGGGAAAAGAGGUGGACACACUACACCAGUAAUACCUUUUUUGAGGCUCCAACAGUAUAAUUAUCAUAAUAAUAGUAAUAAUCAAGAAAGUGUUGUUGUUGUUCAAGAAAGUGAUAUUGGUGAAACCCCUUUUGAGAAUCCUUGUGUUUCUGCUAGAAAACUUGCUGCAAUUCUUUGGGAGCUUCAUCACUACAACAUACCUUUCUCUGAAAUGCAUCAUCACCACCAGGGUAGUCAUGUUCCUCCUUCAAGAAUCCGCCGUAUUCAGCCUUAUCACCACCAUAGACACCACCUUGAGCAUCCUGAUCCUUCACCAAGUUCACCUGACUUGCCAGGAAGUGCGGGCAGUUUGAGGAGGCAUGUUGCUGCGUCGCUGAUGCAACAUCAUCGAGCAAUUGAAAGGACCAAUCAUGCUAUCCAACCUGUAUCUCCUGCAAGCUAUGGCAGUUCGAUGGAGAUUGCACCUUACAACCCUGCAGUUACACCAACUAGUUCUAUAGACUUGAAAGGGAGAAUUGGAGAGACGAGCUACAGCCUCAAAACAUCUACGGAACUACUAAAAGUACUGAAUAGAAUAUGGGGCCUGGAAGAGCAGCAUGCGUCCAACAUGUCACUCGUGAAAGCAUUAAAGAAAGAACUAGACCAUGCUCGCGCGCGGAUCAAGGAGUUGGUGCGAGAUCAGCAAGUGGAUAGACAUGAAAUAGAUGAAUUGAUGAAGCAGAUAACGGAGGAUAAAGUGGUAAGGAAAAGUAAGGAGCAAGAUCGAAUUAGUGCUGCUAUUCAGUCGGUCAGAGAUGAACUGGAAGACGAAAGAAAGCUAAGAAAACGCUCAGAGAGCUUGCAUCGGAGACUGGCUAGGGAGCUGUAUGAGGUGAAAACGUCUCUUGCUAACGCUUCGAAAGAGUGGGACAAGGAGAAAAAGUCUCGACAACUUCUGGAAAACCUUUGUGAUGAGUUUGCUUGGGGAAUAAGACAUUAUGACCAGGAGUUGCAUUCUGUUAGACAGAAAUCCGACAAGGAUUGGACUGAAAGGACUAAUAGCGAUCAACUAAUUCUGCACAUUUCUGAAGCAUGGAUUGAUGAACGGAUGCAGACAAAAAUGGAACCUCAAUAUGGUCAAGGUGAUAAAGGCUCAAUCGUAGAAAAAUUCAGGUCUGAAAUAGAGACAUUCCUUAAAACUAAACAAACCAGUAUCAGGAAUAAUGUCAACUUAGGGGAUCCCACCUACCGAAGAGGUUCUCUAGAUUCCAUCCCGCUUAACAUUGCUGGAAGUGCCCCGCAAGAUGAGGGUGAUGAAGAAGAUUCUGUUAGCAGUGAUUCACAUUGUUUUGAGUUGGAAAAACCAAGUGCUGCUGACUUGAGAUCCCGCGAGAAUGGUGCCAAAGAAAAGAGUGCUGAAGAAACAAUGAGGCCUAAUUACAUUUUGAGGAAACCUGCAUUACACGAAAGGUCCAAGGGUAGCAGCGUGUCCAAUUUGCAGGUGAAGUUUGAAGAACAGAUGGCCCAAGCUGCAUUACCAAUUGAAAGCAGGAAUGAGCUUGACAAUAGGGAUCUGGGAGAAACUAGUGAAAAGAACCAAGUUGAAAUAAGCACUUCGAACAAGUUCGAGAUAUGUGAAGUAACAGAAGAAGGUAGUUCUGGGAAAAAGAAUAAAGCCGAUGGAACUCCUGGAGUCAACUCAAAUUAUAUGAUUGAUGAAUUACUUAGAAGCCAUUAUUUAUUGUCAGAAAGUGGAAACAUGGCACCUGAAAAUGAUUACGAGUUAGCUUCUUAUGGUACUUCUGUCAGGAGGGCUCAAGCUAGUCCGGUCAGACAAUGGACAGAGAAGCUUCCCUCGCAUGAGAACAUAUCCGAGUCAUCAACUAAAUUGCCACCAGAUUUAAAGGAGAACACUUUAAAGGCCAAACUAAUGGAAGCAAGAACAAGAGGUCAACGUUCACGUUCAAGAUUGAAAGGCACCAAGAUUCCUUUCUAGUUCAAAGUUUGAAUGUCUGGUAGCUUGGGGCACAUCAUAUUGCAUGUUAUGAGGGUUGGUGCUAUGUUAUUUUGAUCCGUUCUAAAUAGCCACGAGAUGACAUGGACCAUCCUUCUUGCUUUACAGCACAACGAUAUGAAUCAUGAUAUUAGUUUCCGAGUCCCAUCGGAUCAUUUUGUAAUUUCGGAUGGAUGGCAAGUUCAGCUGCAGUAGAAGAUCCGUCAGCACUACGUUCGAGUCUUGGAAGUGGUUAGUAAAGAAUCCUGUUACAUUAGCUGCGCAUCAUGUACAUUUUCUCAGAAAAAGGUAUUGCUACUAUGGGCCUUUGAACAUAUGUUGAAUGCUUCUGGUCCAGGCAGUCUUUUGACUAGUUGGAUGAUUUUUGUAUCUUUAAUUUUUCAUUCAGCUUUCACAACAUUAAUGCAGGUACAGUUACACGAGAA